Messenger RNA from Daphnia pulicaria, 1849 nucleotides. RefSeq names its product prolyl 3-hydroxylase 1-like. The transcript has 5 exons. NCBI's taxonomy places the organism in Eukaryota, Metazoa, Arthropoda, Branchiopoda, Diplostraca, Daphniidae. Gene Ontology annotation, biological process: collagen fibril organization. Bases 178 to 1368 code for a protein of 396 amino acids. Gene Ontology annotation, molecular function: protein binding; collagen binding. The record is from RefSeq and is a predicted model, not a curated record. Gene Ontology annotation, cellular component: endoplasmic reticulum.
UUUAAGAUCCUCUCUGCGACAGCUUUAACAGAUGUUUUCUCACGCAUAUGUACCCCUCUUCUUUGCAUAGGGCAUCUUGACUGUUAACGUGGAGCAGUCAAAAAGAUAACCUCCCCUUAUUCCAUAGUCUGCCCAUGUUAUUUUAUUUUGUCAAGCCCUAUUAUAUAUUGUAACAAUAUGUUGUUUAAAGCUUGUUUUUUGUCCCUUUUGGUUUACUUUUGCUCUGCUACAAAAGCUGAUCCUGCCAAUUCGUACGAUAUUCUUUACAGCCAGGCAGUAGAAGCAUAUCUAAAUGAGCAAUGGGAUGAGUGCGUCACGCGCAUGAACGAAGCCAUUGAAGAUUAUCAUUUUUACAAAGAUGCUGUGGUGGGCUGUCGAUUGGAAUGUCUCAAGGAAUCUUUUGACAAACCGUUGGUGUCUCCACAGUUGGAAGAUAUGAAAUUAUGGGAAAAGAUGAUAAAAAAAACACUUUGCUUACUGAAAUGCAAGAAAGACAUUUUGAAGAACCGAGCAGAAAUUGUUGACCGUAAAGUUGCAGAUGAUUUUGACACAUUGAAACCUUAUGACUAUCUUCAGCUUUGCUACUUCAAGACCAACGAUAAUAUCAAGGCAGCUUCCUGUGCCUACACUUUCUUAACUAUGAAUUUAAACCAUACUGUGAUGAAAGAAAAUCUUAGAUUUUUCAUCAAUGAAUUGAAAGUGGAUCCCAACUAUGUCAUCAACCUUGAAGCUAAACCCUAUGUUGAAUUCUACAUUCGUGGCAGUGAAUCCUACAAAAAGAAGGACUAUGACAGAACUACAACCAACAUGGAGCUUUCCUUGGUAGAAUACUUGCAAGCAGAAGAAGAAUGCAGAGCUCAUUGUGAGGGUCCCUUUGAUCAAGGCUGGUUUCCUGAUUUCAUUUCCAGCAUCUCAAAUCACUACACUUUCACAUUGCGCUGUAAGCGAAAGUGUACUAACAAACUGGGAAACUUGAAUGGUGAGAAACAUGACGAUCUCCUUCCCAGUCACUACCAUUACUUGCAGUUUGCCUAUUUCAAAAUGGGCAACAUCGAAAAGGCUUGCCAGGCCGCUGCCUCCUAUCUCCUAUUUUUCCCUAAUGACGAGACUAUGAAUGAAAACAAGAUCUAUUACAUGACGCUGGGAAACGUGCACGAAGGCAUGUUCGUUCCAAGAACCGAAGCGGUCAACUACUACGAGCGUGAUCAAGGAGAGAAAGCCCUACUUCAGUUUAUAGAGGACAAUUUCCAGUUCGACGAGGGCGAAAUUUUAGAAGCCACUGGACCGGCAGUUAUCCCUAUCGGUACUGACUUGGCAGUCAUUUCUACCGACAACAUCGGCGACAAUGAAAUCCCCCAUAGCACAUGACUUUUCAGGUUUUUCAUGACAGCUUCUUGUUAAUUGUCUCCUAACAUUUUAUUUCAACGGCAAUCUCUUUAAUUAAUUUUAGGUGUAUUCACCUGUUAGCUACGUUUUCUCUUUUUUUUAUAUAAAAUCCAGUUGACCAAUCACUUCCAUUCAUGUGGUGCCUUAAAUUUGUUCAAUUUUAAAAUUCUUUCAGUGCCAAAGAAUUCGUUCUUUAAAUCUGCCUUAUAUGAAUCAACAUUUGAUUGUGUUUGGAGUCUCUACUACGAAUACAUCAGCCACGGAUAUAAUAAGUAUAUAACAUCAUCAAAAACAAUUUUAUUUUAGAAAACGAAUUUUCUUGUAUUUAAAAAGGCCAGAGUUAAUCAUUCAGGUAUAAUAUUAAAGGUAUAAUAUCAUGCCAUUCGCAGGAAAUAAGCAGUUUUGAGACACGUUAAAUUAGGUACAAAGCCGAAUAAAAAAACACAAGGAGUAAAAAAAAAAA